Molecule: messenger RNA, 1656 nt
Organism: Colletotrichum tamarilloi
Lineage: Eukaryota; Fungi; Ascomycota; Sordariomycetes; Glomerellales; Glomerellaceae
Product: copper fist DNA binding domain-containing protein
Exons: 2
Coding region: 1-1656 (551 amino acids)
Biological process (GO): intracellular copper ion homeostasis; positive regulation of transcription by RNA polymerase II; intracellular iron ion homeostasis
Cellular component (GO): nucleus
Molecular function (GO): DNA-binding transcription factor activity, RNA polymerase II-specific; copper ion binding; RNA polymerase II cis-regulatory region sequence-specific DNA binding
Source: RefSeq, a predicted model, not a curated record
AUGCCGCUCAUCAACGGCCAGAAGAUGGCUUGCGAGCCAUGCAUCCGUGGUCAUCGCUCCACCAAAUGCACCCAUGCGAAUGAACGCUUGAUGGUCCCCGUUCGAAAGCCCGGCAGACCUUUGAGCACAUGUCCUCAUCCACCCUCUCGCGGUUGCGGCUGUGGUAGUGUAACGGCCGCCAUCCCGAGAAAGCAGAAAUGCGGCUGCGGUUCCAGCAACGCCGGAACCCCCGCAGAAUCACCCAGUGUCAUCAAGGCAGAAUCGCCGGCGAGCGAUGUCCCGCCAAUGUCUCCGACCAAGGCAUCCGCCGCCUCCUUUCGCAUACAAAAGUCUGCCCCGAAGGCGGCCAGUCGCAAGCAGUCGUUCGACCCCGUGAACCUCGAGAGGAUGGAUGCCACCAAUAUCAACAUACUGCCGCCAUACGACAUGGCCCAAGCGAAUCACAUGCCACAAGCCAACGGUGGCAUGCCGGGUAUGCCCGCACCUAGAAAUGGGAUGGAGUACGGCGGUAUGACCAUGAUGGGCGGCGUUAACGGCGGUUUCCACCAACCCAUCAUGUAUCCAAUGUUCCCACAGCAGAUGCCUGCGCCCCUGUUCCCCCCGGGAGCCGCGAUGUCGAUGCCUCAGCCAAAUGCCGUACCAUCAGCCAUCAACACGCCACAGACUGCGACAACGCCUACUCCGAUGGCAGCGGCGUCGAAUGGGGGAUCUUGUUGCUCAGGAAAGACAAAUGGGACGCCGAAGCCCGCCCCUCCGCCCUCGUUGACGAGCACCAGCACGGGUGGCUCAUGUUGCUCAGGGCCAAGCAAAGCCGAGGGGAGCUCUACACAGCCUUCUAGUGUCAGCUCGAGCCCCAAGACGCAAGCAAAGCCUAAGAAGGGUGGUUGUUGCUCUAGCAAGGCACCUGCGAUAGACACAAACGUACAUCACAUGUCGAAUGGCCAUAUGUCGCCGUCGAGCGCCAUAGCCAUGUCGCCUUUCCAGACACCUACCGCCAUGCCCCAAGGCAUGUUCAACUCAUACUUCCAACCAACAAUUUUCACAUAUCCGCCUCAAUACGGGUCUUGGAUGUCACCGCUACAGCCUGCACAGUGGAAGCAGCAGAUGGAGGCGCAGCAGUAUGGUCAACCAAUCCCGCCGCCGGCCGCAUACGGCAUGCCGAACUCGCUUUUUACCCCAGAUGGUACAACCCCAAUGAUGCCCGAAUCAACAUCACACAUGUGCAGCUGUGGCGACGGCUGCCAGUGUGUGGGCUGCGCAGCUCACCCUUACAACGAUGCGACACAAGACUACGUGCGAUCUGCAUACACAAGUAUGCUGGACGACUCUUAUGGAUUGACGAAUGGUACGAACGGCACGAACGGCACGAACGGGCACUCGGAGACGGCAUCGGCCAACGGGACUGGCGCCCGCGGAAUGGAUGCACACACGAAUGGCGAAAACAGCGGUUCUCCUGCUGGGCCGCAAACACCUUCCGAUGGAGCCUCAGUGUUGAGUGAAGAGCAGGCACUAUCGGCGAACGACUUCUUCUUCGUGACAUACCCGUUCAACGGUGACGGAUGCGCUGGCGAGACGUCGUCAUGUCCAUGCGGCGACGAUUGUCAGUGCCUCGGCUGCUCGAUACACAAUAACUCGCCCAUGCCCGAGUCAGGAUGA